Molecule: messenger RNA, 1983 nt
Organism: Phytophthora sojae
Lineage: Eukaryota; Oomycota; Peronosporomycetes; Peronosporales; Peronosporaceae
Exons: 2
Coding region: 1-1983 (660 amino acids)
Source: RefSeq, a predicted model, not a curated record
AUGGGAGGCGGGUCACUCUUCCAUGUGGGGGAAGAUGUCGAGUUCUGGAGAGUACUCAUUCACCUGAGCAUCCUGGCCUUCUGCCUCGUGCUCUUCGAAGCAGGACUACACCGUCUGGAACACAAGUUCCCUCCCUCCAGGAAGUAUCAGCACAUGCUCAAGAAGGCCUAUCGAGAGCUCAUGGUGCUGGGCCUCAUCAGUCUCGGACUCAAGAUCAUCAAGGAGAUCCCGGACAUCGACAGCUACAGCAAGACGAUGCUGGCGUUCCAAGUGGCCGACUUGACCAUCUUCCUAUUGGCGCUGGCGCUGAUCUUGCAGUCCACGGGCGUCUUCCUGCUGCUCCGUAACAAGAACGCAAGAGCUGAACGCGCCGAAUUGAUCACGACCCAAGAUCUAGUGAAUUUUAUCAACGGCACCAAAGGCUCGUUCGCUCAAACGCUUGUCUGCUGUGGCCGAGCAGCCAAGAAGCGGUCUAACGUCAGGGAACUCAUCGAACUCCGCCUUAUCCGUCGUUUGUUCCUCCACCGCUUUGGACUGCCGCAGCUCUUCCCGUUCUCCAAGUACCUCAAUCGCGCGCAAGCUAACCAGAUCGCGCACAUGAUUGAGGUAGAACCGUCGAUGUGGGUCGUCCUCCUCCUCGUGGCCUGGGCGAUCUGUGGAGUGGUCGAAGUUCUCAAACAUCUUGACACCGAUAUGCCGGAAAGUCACGACCUGGUCGAGGCGUUCAUGAUGUUUGCGUGGGUUCUGCUGCUGGCUCACAUCUCAGUCUACUUCUACUUCCGCUCGUGCGUGGACCACCUGCUUCGAUGUGCAGCGUUCAGCUACGACAAGGUCACGCUCACUGCCAACUUGACUGCCAUCGCUGAAGAGGAGGCGAACGCCUGGCAGAACGAGGAGGCCGACAAGGCGCUGGAGGUCAUGAGCUGCAUCCAGGAACACCACGAGGAGCUUGAGUUCCAGCAGAGCUUGAGCGGCGUCAUGCCGGGGUCUCCGCGUAUCGACAUCCGCUUCUUCUCGCACAAGGGCUGGCACAUCGGCGUCAUGAUGCUUCUGGUGCUCAAUGGGUUCCUCAUCACGCUGUUCGUGCAGUGCGCGUUCUACGACAUGGACGACAUCUACGAGGACUUCGGUACGCUGCCGACGAUCAUGGUGCCGCUGCCGCUGGUGAUCAACGCGCUGUUCCUGCACCGGCACAUCUUCUACGACUUCGUGAUCGUCAGCAACACGCUGCGCAUCGACUCGCACACGCUGAGCGAUGUGGUGGAGAACUUCAGCGAGGUGGUGUGUCUGCGGUCCGAGUUCGCGACCUCACUGCACCACCAUCUAACACAGCAAGAGCUCACUAUUGGCGACCUCCAGGAAGAAUUGACGGGGCGAGACACUACCGGUUCGGGGUUCAUCGAAGUUGACGAUCUCCGCUACGUGUUGGCCAAGUUCGGGUUCCGUCUCACGCGGUUCCGGUUCAACACCGUGGUGAAGCUGCUGUUCGAGCUCGAAGGCACGGCGGUCGCGUACGCGCACGUGAUUCAUCUGGUGCUCAUGGCUCAGAAUGAUAACCUGCUCGAGUCAACCUCAGCCCAGCAGCAGCAGCCGCAUCCGUUGUUGCGGCCGAGUGUUAUGGUCUACGACAACGUCCUCGGUCAGUCGAGUAUCAUGCUGGACUGGUCCAGUCCGGCCAGCUUCGUGAACGUCUCGAUGGAGAGCACGUCGCCGCCCAAGCUCUCUCUCCCUGGGACGAGCGCGCCAACGCACCAGUCGAACUUCCCGCGUCCGAGUGUCAGUUCUCAAGCUCUGCACGACGUGUUCUUCCUGCCUCCGGUGGGUGGGGCACCAACUUCGUUCGACACGGAUCUACCUACGACUCCCAAAAAACGCUCGAGCAAUCGCAGCUCAGCCAGAACCUUGGAGCUGUCGGAGGACGACAGCGUCCUCCUGAACCACGGAUUUGGCCGCCUGGAUACUUCAAGGACUCGCGAUCUCUAA